Molecule: messenger RNA, 999 nt
Organism: Durio zibethinus
Lineage: Eukaryota; Viridiplantae; Streptophyta; Magnoliopsida; Malvales; Malvaceae
Source: RefSeq, a predicted model, not a curated record
AUGGAUAGAGAGCAAGAAGAGAUGCAAUUUAUUGGGUUUUUUGGCAUCUACAAAGAAUCCUACAAGGUCAUCUUUGCAUGGAGAAAAAUCUUCAGCAAGAUCGCUUUAUCUUUAAUCCUUCCUCUAUCUUUCAUCUACCUUGUUCAUAUGGAAGUAUCUAGCCUUUUCUUCAGGAAAAUCAUCCACAACGAGAUAGAACUUGAUCAUACUCGAUCAGGCACUCCUAAAUACGAGAAACUAUCUGACCUUAUCUCCGAUGAAUGGGCUUACUUUUGGCUUUUCAAGGCUGCCUAUUUCACUUUGGUUUUCAUCUUUUCCCUCCUUUCAACUGCUGCAGUUGUUUACACCAUCGCUUGCAUAUACACAGCUCGGGAGCUCACGUUCAAAAAAGUCAUGAGCGUUGUUCCCAAGGUUUGGAAGAGGCUGAUGGUUACUUUCUUGUGUAUUUUCGUUGCCAUGUUUUUCUAUCACGUCCUAGCUAUCGUUCUCAUAUUUAUUUGGGCAAUUUCAAUCGGACCAAGCAACUUGGGUGUUUUAGUGUUUUUUAUUUUAAUGAUUUUAUACUUGGCGGGGUUAUUGUAUUUGACCAUAAUCUGGCACUUGGCUAGCAUUGUCUCUGUUUUAGAAGAGGCCUACGGGUACCAAGCCAUGGUCAAGAGCAAAAACCUGAUCAAGGGAAAGUUAUGGGUCGCGAUUGCCAUUUUUCUGACGCUUAAUAUCACCUUAUUGGUCAUCCAGUUUGGAUUUCAGAGGCUGGUUGUUCAUGGAAGCACCUUGGGCAUGGCUAACAGGGUUGUCUUUGCAAUUAUUUGUUUCUUGUUGCUUUCCAAGAUGUUUCUCUUCGGAUUAGUCAUCCAGACAGUGAUAUACUUUGUUUGCAAAUCUUACCACCAUGAAAACAUCGACAAAUCUGCCUUGUCCGAUCACCUGGAAGUUUACCUGGGAGAGUAUGUUCCAUUGAAGGGCAAGGAUGUUCAGCUAGAGCAAUAUCAUGUUUGA